Messenger RNA from Pteronotus mesoamericanus, 843 nucleotides. It is a transcript of the gene PRSS57, whose product is annotated as serine protease 57. Gene Ontology annotation, molecular function: serine-type endopeptidase activity. The transcript has 5 exons. Gene Ontology annotation, biological process: proteolysis. The record is from RefSeq and is a predicted model, not a curated record. The coding region runs from base 1 to 843 and encodes 280 amino acids. NCBI's taxonomy places the organism in Eukaryota, Metazoa, Chordata, Mammalia, Chiroptera, Mormoopidae.
AUGGGGCCUGGGGCGGGGGGCUGGGACCACCUGUCGCUGACCAUGGCCACUGCCCUGAUGCUGUUCAUGAGGCCUCCAGGCUCCUGGGGGGCCAAGAUCAUUGGGGGCCGAGAGGUGAUCCCACACUCCCGCCCCUACAUGGCAUCAGUGAGCUUCGAGGGCCAACAUCACUGUGGGGGCUUCCUGCUCCACGCCCGCUGGGUGGUCUCAGCUGCCCACUGCUUCAGCAACAGAGACCUCCGAAAAGUUCUGGUGGUGCUGGGGGCCCAUGCCCUUCGCACUUCAGAGCCCUCCCAGCAGGCGUUUGGCAUCUCAGCUGUCAUCAGUCACCCUGACUACCAGCCCGCAGCCCAUGCCAAUGACAUCUGUCUGCUGCAGCUGAACAGCUCUGCCAUCCUGGGUCCUGCAGUGGGACUUCUGAGGCUGCCAAAAAGAGGCUCCAGGCCACUCAGGGCUGGGACGCGGUGCCGGGUAGCUGGCUGGGGCUCUGUGUCCAACUUUGAAGAGCCGCCACCUGGGCUAAUGGAGGCCGAGGUCCGUGUGCUGGACUUGGAUGCCUGCAACAGCUCCUGGAGGGGCCUGCUGAGACCUGCUAUGGUCUGCACUCGCAGUGGGGACCAACGGCGACGAGGCUUCUGCUCAGCAGAUUCCGGUGGGCCCCUGGUGUGCAGGAACCGGGCCCAUGGCCUUGUUUCCUUCUCCGGCAUCUGGUGUGGUGACCCCAAGACCCCAGAUGUGUACACACAGGUGUCCACUUUCGUGCCCUGGAUCUGGGAUGUGGUUCGGCGGCACCCGCAUGGUCCCCAGCUCAGUUCCCCACCCAGGACCACUGGGGUCCCAUAG